ACUCGUCAGCGCGGGGCGCCGCGCGCAGUUCCCGCUGGACCCGCCCGGGCGCUGCCGCCGCGGCCCCGUUCUCGUCCCUCCGCCAGGAUGUCGGCCAAUGUCCCUGGGAGCUCAAACAUGGCUGCUGGCAGCAAUCGCCGGCUGCAGCAAACCCAGCACCAAGUGGAUGAGGUUGUUGACAUCAUGAGGGUGAACGUGGACAAGGUCCUGGAGCGGGAUCAGAAGCUGUCGGAGCUGGAUGACCGCGCUGAUGCCCUGCAGGCAGGAGCCUCCCAGUUCGAGACCAGCGCGGCCAAGCUGAAGAGGAAGUACUGGUGGAAGAACUGCAAGAUGUGGGCAAUAUUGAUAGGUGUUGUUGUCAUUAUCAUCAUCAUCAUUAUUGUCUGGAGUGUGUAUUCAUGAAUUACAAGAAGAAACUCAAUUCAACUGAAGGUGCCUUUGGGAAUCUACUUCAGCCUCUCCACUUCAAACCUGCUGCCUUCUCAGCCCGUUUACUGCUGUUUAAAGCAAACCUAUUUUGAUUACCGAGACGUUAACUAACCUUA
Molecule: messenger RNA, 545 nt
Organism: Melospiza georgiana
Lineage: Eukaryota; Metazoa; Chordata; Aves; Passeriformes; Passerellidae
Gene: VAMP3
Product: vesicle associated membrane protein 3
Exons: 5
Coding region: 88-402 (104 amino acids)
Biological process (GO): vesicle-mediated transport; vesicle fusion; SNARE complex assembly
Cellular component (GO): plasma membrane; SNARE complex
Molecular function (GO): syntaxin-1 binding; SNAP receptor activity
Source: RefSeq, a predicted model, not a curated record